Boeremia exigua is the source of this 857-nucleotide messenger RNA. RefSeq names its product DASH complex subunit Dam1-domain-containing protein. Bases 1 to 672 code for a protein of 223 amino acids. The transcript is spliced from 2 exons. Gene Ontology annotation, cellular component: mitotic spindle polar microtubule; mitotic spindle; mitotic spindle pole body. The record is from RefSeq and is a predicted model, not a curated record. NCBI's taxonomy places the organism in Eukaryota, Fungi, Ascomycota, Dothideomycetes, Pleosporales, Didymellaceae. Gene Ontology annotation, biological process: mitotic sister chromatid biorientation.
AUGGCCUCCACCACGCCGACCCGCGAGCCGCCCUCGUCGCGCUCCCAGCGCCUGCGCUCGCGCUCCCCCCGCUCGCGCCCGACCACGCCGCUGCGCCCGUCCUCGCGCAGCUCGCUCCGCGACAGCGCCCGGCGGUCGCGCACCGCCGCGUCGUCCAAUGCGCUCGCCGGCCUGCAGGACGGGUUCGCCGAGCUCAGCGACGCCAUGGCCGACCUGGAGCAGAACUUUGUGCAGCUGCAGCUGAUGCACGAGAGCCUGGCGCGCUUCAGCGAGAGCUUCGCCGGCUUCCUGUACGGGCUGAACAUGAACGCCUUCUGCGUCGACUUCCCCGAGGCCCCGGCCCCCGACUCGUUCCAGCGCCCGCAGAACCACCCCGCCCUGAAUCCGUCCGCGAUGCUGCCGAACCGCCGCGCCUCGGGCGUCGACGACGGCGACGCGACCUUCCUCACCACCGACACGUCGUUUGUCGAGAACCCGCCGAGCGGCCGGGCCGCCACCAAGUUCAAGAACGCCGCGAGUCCGGCCCCGACGCCGAAGAAGACGCCUGCGGGCAGGGGGCGCGGCAUCCCGACCGCGCGAGGCCGAGGCGGGAUUCCCACGCGCGGCGGGACGAGGGGGAGGGGGAGCGGCAUCGCGCGGGGGUCGGCGCGAGGGAGGGGGAGAGCAGCGUAGGUCGAGACGUGGGUGUAGAGAGCGUAAGCAAUAUACCACUGAUUCAUUACUGCAUAACUACCAGCCAUAAAGUCCCGUCAUAGUCUCAUUACCAUUACCAGCUCGCAAACAUGUAAAGCCGGGGUAUACGCAGCCGAAAAACAAAAGUCGGAAAAACAGACCGCCACCACCUCACCAACUCACGC